This is a messenger RNA of Microtus oregoni (creeping vole), 355 nucleotides long. RefSeq names its product 60S ribosomal protein L23-like. Gene Ontology annotation, cellular component: ribosome; cytosolic large ribosomal subunit. The record is from RefSeq and is a predicted model, not a curated record. NCBI's taxonomy places the organism in Eukaryota, Metazoa, Chordata, Mammalia, Rodentia, Cricetidae. Bases 48 to 293 code for a protein of 81 amino acids. Gene Ontology annotation, biological process: translation. Gene Ontology annotation, molecular function: large ribosomal subunit rRNA binding; structural constituent of ribosome. The transcript has a single exon.
GAAUCAAGGGACGACUGAACAGACUUCCUGCUGCUGGUGUGGGCGACAUGGUGAUGGCCACGAUUAAGAAAGGCAAACCAGAGCUGAGAAAAAAGGUCCAUCCAGCCGUUGUAAUUCGACAACGAAAGUUAUAUCGAAGAAAAGAUGGGGUGUUUCUCUAUUUUGAAGACAAUGCAGGGGUCAUAGUAAACAAUAAAGGCGAGAUGAAAGGUUCUGCUAUCACGGGUCCAGUUGCAAAGGAGUGUUCAGACUUGUGGCCCAGGAUUGCAUCGAAUGCAGGCAGCAUUGCGUGACUCUCCAGUGCAUUUGUAAAAUAGAUUCAUUAAAAGACUUUCUUGACACCUUCACCAAUGCC